Molecule: messenger RNA, 181 nt
Organism: Racocetra fulgida
Lineage: Eukaryota; Fungi; Glomeromycota; Glomeromycetes; Diversisporales; Gigasporaceae
Source: the annotation of a GenBank genome assembly
UGGAAAAGAUUUUCAUGAAGAAAAUCUAACUAUUCUUAAGCAAAAGGCAGUUUAUAGAAAAUUGCAUAGUGUAUACAAGAAAGCUCUAAAUAAGGCAUUGCAGAAUAGUUUAAAACUACAACAACUAAUCAGUUUGCUUCAAGAAUUUGUUGAACAAUCAGAUUCGGAUGAAGAUUUAUAA